Drosophila grimshawi is the source of this 1724-nucleotide messenger RNA. RefSeq names its product probable basic-leucine zipper transcription factor I. Gene Ontology annotation, biological process: ubiquitin-dependent protein catabolic process via the multivesicular body sorting pathway. Gene Ontology annotation, cellular component: ESCRT I complex. The transcript has 2 exons. The record is from RefSeq and is a predicted model, not a curated record. Bases 149 to 1702 code for a protein of 517 amino acids. Lineage: Eukaryota; Metazoa; Arthropoda; Insecta; Diptera; Drosophilidae. Gene Ontology annotation, molecular function: ubiquitin binding.
CUGAUUAUCGUUUUGCAAAAACAAAAGAGACGUGAAAAAAAAGAACAACAAAAACACGAACAAUCGCAAAAAGUGCGUAGGUAAUAUAAUUAAAACAAAUCAAAUUUACCGUGCAUGUCGUGCCCAUGUCUGGGGCUGGCCAAAUAAUAUGGAUGAUGUGCCCGUUAAAAUAAUCGAACGCUAUAAGCCACCGCCACUCGUAUACCAAUUGCCACAGACUAUUGCAAACCGUUUGGCACAAUACAGCAGCGCCAGCAGCAGCAGCUACUAUGACCAGGAUCAGGCAUAUCAAUAUGACUUUCAGCUGGAGCGUAGUGUGCUCAGCAAGUGCCAGCAGUGGCGCCGCAUGCGUCACCAGCAGCACCAGGCACGUCAAGGGCGCCAGGAGCAGCGCAAACAGGCUCGACAACGUGCACUGGAGGCAAAGCAGAAGGAAAUGCUUGGCGCCGUUGAAUAUCCCAAUGCAGCGGACUUGUCCUCCGACAGCGACGAUGAUGAUGAUGCUGAUGCUGAUGAGGUGGCCGUCGAGUCGCCAGAAACAACAAAAACAACAGCAGCAAUAGGCCCAGAAACAACAACAGCAACGUCAAUUAACGCCGCUGAGUCACGUGGAAAACUCGAACCAAAGUCAAUAAACUCGGGCAAUUUUCAUAAUAUACUACAGCCGACCAUAUUAAGCGGUGCUGCUGCAACACCAGUGGUUAGUAAUCAUAAACGAAACAGCUCCUUAAAUUAUGCGGAUUUCGAAUACAAUAUGAAUUCGACGCCUUUCGAUAAUAUUGAGCUGAAAACGAUCAACGAUCUGGAUAUUCUAGCGCAGGUGUUGCACCAGACGCAAUUAACGCAGCAAACGCCACAAGCAGACGACGAGGUCGAGCGGAAAGAAGAGGAGGUUGAAAAGGAGCAAGAACAGGAGCAGUCACAGCCAGAGCAGCAACAGCAACUGGAGCUGACUGUGACGACGCUGGCGGAAACCAAAGCGACGCUGGAUAGCGUCAAUUUUCAUGUACACUGUGAUGAUGCCCAAGACAUUCCAGCCAUGUACCCAACACAUAUAUAUAACAACAUGCCACAGCAGCAGCAGCAGCCGCAACAACAGCAACACAUCUAUCCACACAUGGUCUACAAUCAGCAAUAUUAUCCUCAGCAGCAGCAGCUCUACCAUAAUCACAACUACUUACAAUAUGGCUAUGUCAAUGGUUAUGGCACGCCCACCCAACUAUUGCCGUCACCGCCACCGCCCCAUUCCAGCAACAACAGUUUACUCCACACUAAUGUUCAAGAAGGGGAUACUAAGUCGAGGAGCGUGCCGGAUAUUCUACGUGAACUGAAAACAGAGCUGCAGCAGGCGGAGAAACGUCGUGCCCGCCUUCACAGCCACAAUGAGAACGAACAACAGACACUGGCAUUGACACUGCCACAGCAAGAGUCCGAAACACAGACGGGGGCCAACUCCAACCCAUUCCUGGAGCUUGAUGUGCCUGCACAGAAACUAGCGCAGCGCAUCAGCAGCAUGGGAUUUCCGCUGGAGCGCGUCGUCAAGGUGGUCACCCUAUGUGGCAUUGACGAUAAGAAGAUAAUCGAGCACCUCAUUCCUCUCGGUGAGCUGAUAGAUCUCGGAUUUGAUGAAACGAAAAUCUCGGCGGCGCUUAUGAAAUUUGAUAACAAUAAGGAUAGAGCGCUAGACUAUUUAAUUAAGUAGUUCAAUUUUGUAUUAUACGUGG